Molecule: messenger RNA, 618 nt
Organism: Lithohypha guttulata
Lineage: Eukaryota; Fungi; Ascomycota; Eurotiomycetes; Chaetothyriales; Trichomeriaceae
Gene: MCM1
Product: transcription factor of the MADS box
Exons: 1
Coding region: 1-618 (205 amino acids)
Biological process (GO): positive regulation of transcription by RNA polymerase II
Molecular function (GO): DNA-binding transcription factor activity, RNA polymerase II-specific; RNA polymerase II cis-regulatory region sequence-specific DNA binding; protein dimerization activity
Source: RefSeq, a predicted model, not a curated record
AUGGCUGACCAAAUUGACCAAUCCGGUCUCGAUCAACCUUCCCCAGGUGAUGACCUUCAGGGUAAUGGUGUCGAUUCUCGUGGAACCAAGCGACAGCGCACAUCCAUGGCUGGAGAUGAUGACGAUGACGAUGAUGAGAAGGGUGGCCGAGAGCGACGCAAGAUCGAGAUCAAGUUCAUUCAAGACAAGUCUCGACGACACAUUACUUUCUCGAAACGUAAGGCUGGUAUCAUGAAGAAAGCGUACGAACUUUCGGUCCUCACUGGCACCCAAGUCCUCCUUCUGGUUGUUUCUGAGACUGGUUUGGUUUACACAUUCACUACUCCAAAGCUCCAACCACUAGUAACCAAAGCUGAGGGCAAGAACCUUAUCCAACAUUGCCUCAAUGCCCAAGACCCAGCUGGCAACGAGAAUGGAGUCGACGAUGGUGUCGAUGCUCAGUCUCCAGACGAUGUCCCUCAAAUGCCACAACCACAACACAACAUGCAGCGAGGUGCUCCUCCGGGCGGUUAUAUGACACCUGAACAGCAACAACAAUAUUAUCAACAGUUACAGCAACAACAGAUGCCUGCUCAGUAUGCUGGCAUGCCGCAGAUGCCUCAGCAUCAGCGAGCUUAA